UUGUGACCUAAAUUAUUAGAUCGGGUUACAUUGCCGAGUAUGCCCAUGGUUUGUUGGCUGGUGGCCUUUCCCAAAUCUAGCGAGAGACAGAGAGAAGGCAAAAGUGGCAGGAAAAAAGGGGCGAGCGUGGGCAGCGGUCGUUUACCACCAUACAAACACAAUCAUUUUUAUUCUUCACGAGAAAAAGCUCGCCCGAUUGAUUAUUUUUCUUUUUCUCUUUUUGAUUUUUGGCUCCCUGCCUAUUGUUUACAUAUAUGUGUACUGUUGCAUGUGGAAUUUUUCCGAUUUUGCUACAGAAAUAAAACAGAAGGAUGAAUAGAGCUAAAAAGAAAAGGGUGCAGCGGAGUUGAACCUGAGCUGGCCCUUUCUGGGCGUCAAUAGAAACAACAAAAAUGUCGGAUGGCCUUUGUUUUUUCUCCAAGGAGAACUUUAUCAUUAAGCCUCCUAAGAAGAAUCCUCUGGUGCUGAGAAUGCUGGUUUUGAUUUUUGUGAUGGUUUGCGGAAUUUAUAUAUGUUCGGUGUAUCUUAAGCAAAUUGGGGGAAAGUUGACUGGAAAUUCAUUGAGAGUUCAAAUUGUGGAAAGACCCUGUGAAGCAUCUGAUAUUGAGCCUUCAGAAAAACCUUACUUCCAUUUUCCAAAACCAAUGACUUUCAGCAGGGAAGAAUGUACAUGCAAUCCUGUACGUUAUUUUGCAAUUUUAUCCACUCAGAGAUCUGGGAGUGGAUGGUUUGAGACAUUACUAAACAGUCAUAUCAACAUAAGCUCCAAUGGCGAGAUAUUCUCAGUGAAGGUCCGAAGGAGUAACAUCUCGACAAUCACAGAUACUUUGGAUACACUUUAUAAUUUAGAUUUUCGUACGAGUGCCUCGAAAAAUGAAUGCAUCGCUGCUGUUGGGUUGAAAUGGAUGCUUAACCAGGGCUUAAUGCAACAUCACGAAGAAGUUGCUGAAUACUUCAAGAUGAAAGGUGUUUCGGCAAUUUUCCUUUUCCGCAGAAAUCUUUUGCGCCGGACGGUUUCAAUACUCGCAAAUUCAUACGACCAGAAAGCUAAGCCACUUAAUGGGACCCACAAAUCUCAUGUGCACUCGACCCACGAGGCGGAGAUACUUGCGAGAUACAAACCAACUAUAAAUACAUCACUGCUUAUACCAGACUUGAGGCAAGUAGAAGAUCUCAUGAGCAAAUCCUUGCAGUAUUUCAACAGCACUCGGCAUAUCAUCCUCUACUAUGAGGACAUAAUAAACAACCGUACGAAACUGGUGGAUGUUGAAGACUUUUUGAAGGUCCCUCGAAGUGAACUAAAGACGCGUCAAGUGAAAAUACAUAAAGGACCCUUGUCUUCACAGGUUGAAAAUUGGGAUGAAAUCAAGAAGACAUUGAGUGGAACUCCUUACGAGAGCUUUUUACAGGAAGAUUACAAGAUUUAACUGUUGUGCAGGCCGUUUUUGUAUAGCAUGCUCUUUGUAGACUUAACUUAUUCGUUGAUUCUUUUGCUGAGAAACUCACAUGAUAUAUAAUGUCCUGUUGAAAAUUUUGGCCUUCUCUUUAAGCCACCCAUCGGACAUUGGAAAAGUGGUGCAGUAGAAUUAAUUUUGUGCACCUUUUAGUUGACAAACAAAAAUGUUGUUUAAGGAUACUUGUAAUUUUUAGGGAUAGAUGUUUUCUUUCAUUUAUUUACACUAAUGAGUUAUUUAGGAGUAGUUUUUAUGGAAAAAGCUUUGCAUUUGAACUGUGGCAAUUUUUACAAAUAUUUCUUGUUAUACACUGCUGGUGUUAUAGGGAGC
Molecule: messenger RNA, 1784 nt
Organism: Striga asiatica
Lineage: Eukaryota; Viridiplantae; Streptophyta; Magnoliopsida; Lamiales; Orobanchaceae
Source: the annotation of a GenBank genome assembly